AACUGAUACCCUUGCAUCUGCUACUAACAAAUAAAUAACCGACCCGACUCCUCUUCUUCAAUAGGGAGUCUCAUUAAUCUCGUUCCCUCUUCCACCUCUGCGUUUAAAUCAAAGCUGAUCGAUCAGAAUUUAGAAGCAGUUAUUAAAGGUACAUAAAAAACAUAAUUAAAUUUUAGAGUGAAAAGAAAAAAGAGAGAGAAAUGGACGAAGAACUGCUGGAAUUGCAGAGGCAAUUUGAAUUCGCGCAGCAAGCAAAAUCCAGCAUUCGUCUGUCGGAGCGGAACGUCGUCGAAUUGGUACAGAAGCUGCAACAGCUCGGAAUAAUCGACUUCGAUCUCCUCCACACCACUUCUGGCAAAGAAUACAUCACUCCUGAACAAUUGAGAAAAGAAAUGGCUGCUGAGAUUAGGAAGUUAGGGCGUGUUUCCUUGAUUGAUUUAGCUGAUAUCACUGGCGUAGAUUUGUAUCACGUGGAGACACAAGCAGGGCAUAUAGUGUCCAAUGACUCAACGCUUAUGCUAAUAAAUGGAGAGAUCAUAUCAAAUUCGUACUGGGAUAUUGUUGCUGAGGAAAUCAAUGAAAGGCUUCAAGAAUGCAGUCAAAUUGUUUUAGCUGAGAUUGCUGCACAGUUGCAAGUUGGAUCUGAGCUAGUUGUGUCUGUUUUAGAACCUCGACUUGGGACUUUGGUCAAAGGUAGGCUUGAAGGUGGCCAGUUGUACACUCCAGCAUAUGUUGCACGUGUGAGUGCAAUGGUUCGCGGUGCUGCAAGGGGUAUUUUUGUUCCAACAAAUUUAUCAGCAUUAUGGAACUCAUUGCAAGAUUUGCUGCAAGAAACAGAUGGAGCUAGUGGUGUGGCUGUUGAAGGCUCCUUUUUCCAGUCACUUUUUAAUGGGUUGGUAAAGGAGGGUGAGAUUCUUGGUUCACUUCGUGCUGGAGUUCACUGGACACCUUCUGUCUUUGCUAUGGCUCAAAAGGAGUGUGUAGAUUCUUUCCUUUCACAGAAUUCUUACAUCAGUUAUGAAGCUCUACAGAAACUUGGAAUUCCACAACCUGUUCAAUAUCUUCAGGCCAGAUACCCUGAAGGUAUACCUCUAGUUACUUUAUUUGUGCAUCCAUCAAUAAUUGAGAUGUUGGAUGCUUCUGCUGAGGAUGCCAUAGAACGUGGUAGCUGGAUGGAUUCACUUUCUGUUUUACCAGCAUCCUUUGGUUCGCAAGACGCAUCCAAGAUUCUGUCACUUUGUCCGUCUGUUCAAAAGUCUCUUAAGUCUAGUAAGGCGAUUAUUCUGGGAGAAUCAUACAUAUUUAGCAAUGGAUUUGUCAAGGAUCUGUUUGAUCACUUGGAAAAAGGGAUAGAAACACUAAACCUUCCUGCUUUUGCUAGCACUGGACAAUCUGAUAAUUUGCAUGUCAUUAAAGAUGCUUCCGUUAGACAUGAUACACUACCUGAGUCAAAUGAAACUGGUACUGGAAAACAAGCUGUGGAGAAAGGAUCUAAGAAGAAGAAAGGAAAAUUCACCGGGAACACCAAAGUGGAGGCAGCUGAAAGUGAUCCAGAUUACCAUGAAUUAGCACCUACCAAGUCUAAGAAAAACCAGAAGAAAGGCAAGGCACCAACUUCUUUGCAAUUGUCUGAUUCAAAAUUAGGGCUGAGAAAAGAUGAUAGGAUGGAGGAAAGCCACAAUGCUAUUUCAGAAGAAUGGCUUAUUCCGAAGAUCAUGGCACUGAUUCCUGAUCUUGAAGAACAAGGCAUAGGUGAUCCUGAGACCAUUCUUGCACCUUUAGCGAGCUAUCUGAGACCUAUGCUUCUCAAUUCAUUGAAGGAGAGAAGAAAGGCAGCAUUUACACAAAAUGCACAGCGCAUGAAGCGUGUACUUGAUAAUUUGCAACACAAGAUUGAUGAGUCAUUCUUGAACAUACAACUGUAUGAGAAGGCACUGGAUUUGUUUGAAGAUGACCCAUCAACAUCAGUUCUUUUACAUAAACAUUUGCUACGAACCACAGCUACCUCCAUGGUGGAUACUCUACUACUUGACCUGGACAUACACAAUAAAUUGAGAAAUGGAAUGGAAGUUGAAGAACCCCAAAAGCCCAAAAAAUCUGAACCUGCAUCACUUAGUCCUGGAGAUAGGGCUGCACUUGCUAAAAGUUUAGCACGACCCCUUUCAGUCAAGGCACUUGCACUGGUUGAAGCCUUGGAGGCUAAGAGGGUUGAAACUUUUAUGACUGCUCUACGUGCAAUUGCAGAAGAAAGUGGGUUAAUUUUGAAGAAGCUUGAUAAGAAACUGGAAAGAAGUCUUCUGCAUUCGUAUCGUAAGGAUUUGACGUCUCAAAUUUCUGAUGAAACUGACCCUAUUUCCCUUCUACCAAAAGUUGUUUCUCUCCUUUAUGUACAGAUUCAUGGAAGAGCUCUCCAAGCUCCAGGAAGGGCAAUUUCAAUUGCAGUAUCUCGACUGAAGGAUAAAUUGGAUGAUCCAGCAUUUAAGGUCUUAGCUGAUUACCAAGCUGCAACUGUUGCUCUUUUAGCACUCAUGUCUGGGACAACUAGCUCUGAGGAAGAUUGUACAUCUGAUAGAAUUUUGAGCAAGAGGGAGCUGCUGGAGAAUUUGGUGCCUGCAUUGAAAGGUUUAGUGCUGGGUACAUCACAACCUUGAUUGGUGUAAAUCAACAUGCUAAAGUUUUCUUCGACAUGAAUGCUAGCAAUCCAUUUUCUUUCGUGGUACCUUCUCUCUUUCAUUUCUGUUUGUGAAUACCAAGGCAUGCUGUUCUAUUCUCGCUUGAAAGAUUAGUGUCGCAGUUGGUCUUGAGCAACUUUAGCAAUGUGGAAUUGCCGUCUGUCCAAAUUGCACCCUUCAUAUUUAAACCAUUGAUUUUGUUUCCCUCCUUUUUA
This is a messenger RNA of Coffea eugenioides, 2887 nucleotides long. Its product is annotated as E3 UFM1-protein ligase 1 homolog. Bases 201 to 2651 code for a protein of 816 amino acids. Gene Ontology annotation, biological process: regulation of proteasomal ubiquitin-dependent protein catabolic process; response to endoplasmic reticulum stress; protein K69-linked ufmylation. Gene Ontology annotation, molecular function: UFM1 ligase activity. The record is from RefSeq and is a predicted model, not a curated record. Gene Ontology annotation, cellular component: endoplasmic reticulum membrane. NCBI's taxonomy places the organism in Eukaryota, Viridiplantae, Streptophyta, Magnoliopsida, Gentianales, Rubiaceae. The transcript has 20 exons.